This is a messenger RNA of Tachyglossus aculeatus (Australian echidna), 1471 nucleotides long. RefSeq names its product tubulin alpha-4 chain-like. Gene Ontology annotation, cellular component: cytoplasm; microtubule. Bases 16 to 1344 code for a protein of 442 amino acids. The transcript is spliced from 3 exons. NCBI's taxonomy places the organism in Eukaryota, Metazoa, Chordata, Mammalia, Monotremata, Tachyglossidae. Gene Ontology annotation, molecular function: structural constituent of cytoskeleton; GTP binding. Gene Ontology annotation, biological process: microtubule cytoskeleton organization; mitotic cell cycle. The record is from RefSeq and is a predicted model, not a curated record.
CAAGCUGGGGUCCAGAUGGGCAAUGCUUGCUGGGAAUUGUAUUGCCUGGAGCAUGGGAUUCAGCCGGACGGAGUCAUCCCUGACAAUAAGGAGGAGCACCCAGGAGAUGCCAAGGAGAGGAAAGGAAAUAGUACUUUCGAGACCUUCUUCUGUGAAACAGGAGGCGGGAAGAACGUCCCCAGAGCGGUCUUCAUCGACAUGGAACCCAGCGUUAUAGAUGAGAUCCGCAAAGGGAAGUACCGGUCGCUCUUCCACCCAGACCAGCUCGUCACCGGGAAGGAGGAUGCGGCUAACAACUACGCCCGAGGCCACUAUUCCCUUGGGAAGGAAAUGAUUGACCCGGUGCUCGAGAGGAUCCGCAAAAUGACUGAACCAUGCCACAGUCUGCAAGGCUUCCUGAUCUUCCACAGCUUUGGAGGGGGCACAGGCUCCGGGUUCACAUCCCUCUUAAUGGAGCAGCUCUCUGUAGAGUACAAGAAGGAAGCUAAACUGGACUUCUCAAUCUACCCAGCCCCCCGGGUCUCUACCGCCGUGGUGGAGCCCUACAAUUCCAUCCUGACCACCCACUCCACCCUGGAGCACUCAGACUGUACCUUCCUGGUGGACAACGAGGCCAUCUACGACAUCUGCCGCCGGAACCUGGACAUCGAGCGGCCCACCUACACCAACCUCAACAGGCUGAUAGGACAAGUCGUGUCUUCCGUUACCGCUUCCCUCCGGUUUGAGGGGACCCUGAAUGUGGACCUGAUCCAAUUCCACACCAACCUGGUUCCCUACCCCAGGAUACAUUUCCCUCUAACAUCGUUCGCGCCCAUCAUCUCCUCAGAGAGGGCCUACUUCAAGCAGCUGUCCGUGGCCGAGAUCACCGCCACCUGCUUCGAGCCCCACAGCCAGAUGGUCAGGUGCGACCCCCGGAGGGGCAGGUACAUGGCCUGCUGCAUGCUCUACCGGGGCGACGUGGUGCCUAAGGACGUCAACGUGGCCAUCGCCGCCGUUAAAUGCAAGAAGUCGGUGCAGUUUGUGGACUGGUGUCCCACCGGGUUCAAGGUGGGCAUCAAUUCCCAGCCUCCAGUGGCGUUGCCCGGAGGAGACUUGGCAACAAUCCAGCGGGCUACCUGCGUACUGAGUAACACCACAGCCAUUGCCGAGGCCUGGGCCCGGUUGGACCACAAGUUUGAUGUGAUGUAUGCCAAGAAGGCCUUUGUGCACUGGUACCUUGGAGAAGGGAUGGAGGACGGGGAGUUUGAGGAGGCCAGGGAUGACUUGGCUGUACUGGAGAAGGACUAUGAGGAAGUGGGAAAGGAUCUUGAUGAAGGAGAGAUGGUGAACCAAGAUGACUAUUAAGUGACAGUGCCCCAGACAGCACGAUCAUGUAGCUAGUGGAUUAGCCCCCAUUUUUUAAAGGGCAAAAAUGUAAAGUCAGGAAAUUCCAUGCCCAGUUCUUUUUCUUGAUAUAAGACCAGUUAUGACA